UUUUUUUUUUUUUUUCCAACUUCCAAGUUGUGCUUUUGAUGAUACGUUUCAACCAACCGGAUUGUCGAGUGCGUCGUGCGCGGCUGCUGCGCUUGCUGGCUGUUGCGACGGUGGCUGUGCUCGCCCUGUGUGCCGUCGGUGGCCGUGGUGGUGGUGGUGGUGUGCUCGCGUACACGGAAGUUCGCUUGAACGGGCGAGAUUGGACGCUUUCGAACGGCGCGAACGUCACCUUCAGCGGCGCGUCUGUGCCCGGCAAUGUGCACGUCGAUCUGCAGGACGUGGCCAAGGUGAUUAGCGACCCGUACUAUCGCUUCAACGAGGCUGCGUACCGCUGGAUUGCGAUGGACACUUGGACGUACUCGAAAUCGUUCGCAAUGACCGCCGUCACGCUGCAGGAGAAGCAGUACUGGCUGACCCUCGAGGGCGUCGACACGGUCGCCUCGAUCAUGAUCAACGGCAAGACCAUUGCGUCCGUCCAGUCGCAGCACUUGCGCCACGGCAUUGCGGUCGACCGCGGCGUCUUUGUGCUCGGGUCCAACCAGAUCAAGAUUGCCAUUUCGUCCGCAGUCAACUACGCCUCCCAGCAGUCCCAGGCGUACCCGUAUGUCGUGCCAGACAGCGGCCAGCUUGGCAGCUUCCCGCACGCAAACUUCAUCCGCAAGGCCCAGUCCGACUUUGGCUGGGACUGGGGUCCCGCGUUCGCUCCGCCGGGCAUCAAUGGCGGAAUCUACUUGCAAGGCUUCUCAGAUUGUCUGAUUGACGCGUUCGGCGUGUCGCAGCUCUUCCAGGCAGGCGCACGGCCACCGCACCGGUCCCCUGCGCACGAUGGCAGCCGAUCGCAUGCUGAGCAGGCGUACGCUGGUUUCGACGCGAACGGUGCUCAACAACAACAAGAGCAGGACGAGCAAGGCGUGUUUCCGGGCAAUAGCGAGUCGGAUCACGAUGCCUCGCUUGCUGAAGCACGUCGUCUUGCGGCAUCGCCAGUGACGCUCAUCAUUUCAGCGACAUUGCUGUCGGCUGCAGACAAGGUUGCGGCCGUGCUCUACGUCGCCAUCGACCAAGUCACGGCAACGACGGUGCCCAUUUUCCUCGACCAUGGCGUCAACAACGUCGAGACAACCGUGAACAUUGCCUCGCCCAUCUUGUGGUGGCCCGUGGGCUAUGGUGCGCAGCACCUGUACAACAUCACCCUCACUCUGUACCCGUUGAAGGCCGAUCCUGCCGAUAUUGACGCGCUGGUUGCUCGACCGCUUCGUCCCGAAGACACCUCGAGCGAUGGCAGCGUGACGAAUGCUUCUCCCCUGCACGAGAUGCCAUACUAUGCGCGCUCCCGUUCGAUUGGCGUUCGCUCGGUCCAGCUCGUCGAAGAGCCGCUUGCCAACCAAACCGGCCUGUCGUUCUACUUUGUCAUCAACGGUCUGGCCAUUUACGCCAAGGGCGCCAAUUGGAUUCCUGCAGAUGCCUUCCACACCCGCGUCACGCCUGCCAAGAUCAACCAUCUCCUGCAAAGUGCCGUUGCCGCAAACAUGAACAUGGUCCGCGUCUGGGGCGGCGGCAUUUACCAGCCCGAAAUUUUCUACGACCUGUGCGACCAGAAGGGCCUGCUCGUUUGGCAGGAGCUCAUGUUUGCCUGCGCCCUGUAUCCGCGCAGUGCCAUCUUUACGUCUCUCGUCACUGUCGAGGUCCAGCAGCAAGUCCAGCGCCUGUCUACUCACCCCUCAAUUAUCAUUUGGGGCGGCAACAACGAGGUCGAAGCUGCGCUCAACUGGUACGACGUGCCGAAUGUCGCACCGCAAGUGUACUCGGUCGACUAUUGGCAACUCUUUGCCGACGUCGUCCGCACUGCUGUCUUGAAGGCCGAUCCCAACCGCCCGUUUGUCGACUCGUCGCCAUCGAAGGGCUUGCUGUCCGAAUCUCCUUAUGUGAAGCGCUGGGGUGAUGUCGGCGGCACGGCCUAUGGCGAUGUGCACUUUUACGACUAUGCCGACGAUUGUCAGAGCGUUGCCAUUUACCCUCAGGCACGCUUUGUCUCCGAGUUUGGCUUCCAGAGCUUCCCUUCAUUCCAGACAUGGCUUGCAGUCACCACAAGCGAGGAUUGGAGCUACGAUUCCGCGCUGAUGCAGUUCCGUCAGCGCCAUCCCCAGGGUACCGACCAGCUCGUUGCUCAACUCAAGCGCCACUUCCGCACGCCGACCCCGAAUGCGACCAGCGAUCAGGCCACGCAGCAAGAGCAUUUCGAGCAAUGGUGCUAUCUUACUCAAAUCCAGCAGUCGCUUUGCUAUGAGACUGCCAUUUCAAACUGGCGUCGCUUGAAGGGCGAGGAUGCGCACACCAUGGGUGUUUUGUAUUGGCAGCUGAAUGAUAUCUGGCAAGGACCCACCUGGUCAUCGAUCGAGUGGUCGGGUCGCUGGAAGAUGCUUCAUUACCAUGCCAAGAGGUUUUUCGCACCAUUCAUGGUUUCCAGCUAUGUGGACGCGUCAAACAGCCUGCAUGUUCACGUCACUAGCGAUCUGCUGACGGCAGAGUCGGGAUCCGUCGUGCUCGAACUUCGUGCAUACUCGACCGGCGCCUUGGACUCCAGCUCGUCUGUGAGCUUUUCGGUGGGAGCGCUCGGCAGUGUUGAAAUCUACGCCGAUGCUGUCUCGAACUUGCUCAAGAAGAGCGGCUGCACCAUCACGAGCUGCUUUGUGCGAAUGCUGGGCGAGACCAACAGCGGCCUCAACGUGACUGCGCACGCCUUCUUGGCUGAAUUCUCGCAAGUCACCUUGCCCCAGCCCACUAUUACCAUCACCUCUGUGAGUCUGGUGAACAGCACGGUGGCUGAGGUUCGUCUCAGCGCAUCAACGGUCGCCCUGUUUGUCUUCAUUGAGACCACCAUUGUCGACGCUGGGUACUUUUCCGACAAUGGCUUUACGCUCCUGCCUAGUGAAGUGGCGGUCUUGACCUUUACAUCGACGACCCCCUUGGAUCUUUCCGCCUUCUCAAACUCGCUGCAUGUGCGAUCACUGCGUGACACGUACUAGAACUGCACUUCCUUCAAUAGACCGUCCACUGCAAAACUGUUGUUUGAGCGGAUGAAAAAAUACAUUGCUUUUGUUGUUGUGACAAUCCAUACACGGGACGACGUUGGUGGG
This is a messenger RNA of Capsaspora owczarzaki ATCC 30864, 3134 nucleotides long. RefSeq names its product mannosidase. Gene Ontology annotation, biological process: glycoprotein catabolic process. NCBI's taxonomy places the organism in Eukaryota, Filasterea, Ministeriida, Capsasporidae. The record is from RefSeq and is a predicted model, not a curated record. The transcript has 3 exons. The coding region runs from base 39 to 3023 and encodes 994 amino acids. Gene Ontology annotation, molecular function: beta-mannosidase activity.